Messenger RNA from Didymella exigua CBS 183.55, 420 nucleotides. RefSeq lists its product as uncharacterized. Lineage: Eukaryota; Fungi; Ascomycota; Dothideomycetes; Pleosporales; Didymellaceae. The transcript has a single exon. The coding region runs from base 47 to 400 and encodes 117 amino acids. The record is from RefSeq and is a predicted model, not a curated record.
CUCCCAAAUCACAUCCUACUCUCCUCCUCGUUCACCAACCCGCAGCAUGAUCUUUGCGACCUUUGCCCUCUUCGGCCUCAUCGCCACCUCAAGCGCGAUCGGCCCCAUCGCAAAGUUCAGACCCAAUACUCCCCCAGCUCGUCCGCAGACGCAGCCCAAGCUGCCAAACCCCAAUAGCAACAAGCUCCCGUCCCCUGCAAAGCCCGCACCGGGGCAAGAGCAAGUCCAAGCGAACAAUGUCGGUGGCCUGGACAAGAGGCUCAAGGAAGCGCAGGACAUCAUCAACCUGAGCGAUAUCGGCGAGGACAUCGAGGAGGCCAUACUGGGAACCGCGCAGUCGACGACGGUGAAGUGUGAGCAAACAUUCGUGGCGAUGAGCCCCGUGCCGCUGCUGAUAUAGCCAGCACCAUCCACACUGAC